This is a messenger RNA of Coccinella septempunctata (seven-spotted ladybird), 1560 nucleotides long. RefSeq names its product proton-coupled amino acid transporter 2-like. The record is from RefSeq and is a predicted model, not a curated record. Bases 82 to 1434 code for a protein of 450 amino acids. Gene Ontology annotation, biological process: amino acid transmembrane transport. The transcript is spliced from 8 exons. Gene Ontology annotation, cellular component: vacuolar membrane. Gene Ontology annotation, molecular function: amino acid transmembrane transporter activity. Lineage: Eukaryota; Metazoa; Arthropoda; Insecta; Coleoptera; Coccinellidae.
GAAGACAGUUUUCAGUCCAAUGUCAUUUUACUUUCGAUCUUCUCAAUUUUUUUAUCAUGAAAUAAUUCACUUUAUUUAGUCAUGGUCAGUACGCCAAGUAUUUCCAGUAGUUUGCCAUCACGAAGUAUUUCGCCAACUAAAAUCUUCUCCUAUGUCAAAGGAAGGCCAGGAGCAAUUAGAGAUAGACCAGGAACAUCAUAUUGUGCAACGUUGAUGCAUCAUAUGAAAGGCAAUAUUGGAACUGGAAUUUUUGCUAUGGGCGACGCUAUGAAACAUGCAGGAAUAAUUCUGGGUCCAGUUGGCCUGACUUUUUUGGGAAUUCUCAACCUGUAUUGUCAACAUCAAUUGGUGAGAGCAGCUGAUCAAGUAGCUUUCAAUCAUGACUACAAUGUGAAACCAGACUACGCAGAAACCGUGAUGGUGGGUUUCAUGGAUGGUCCUGAGAAAACAAGAAAUCUCUGUUUUUUCAUGAAAAGAUUAGUCAAUGCCUUCCUGAUAAUAACCGAAAUGGGGUUUUGCUGCGUCUAUUUGGUUUUCAUGGGGGAAAGUUUGGAAAAGACUUUGGCCAUUUAUGGUAUUCAUAAUUUCAGUACGCGAAUUCUAAUUUUGUUCACCUUUUUGCCAAUUUGGAUUAUGUCGCUGAUGAAUAACCUGAAAGUGUUAGUUCCUGCUUCGAUGAUGGCGAAUGUUCUGACGCUCGCUGGCCUACUAAUCACUCUGUAUUACAACUUUCUGGAUAUACCAGAUCCGUGGAGGCUUCCUCUUGUUGCUGAGUGGCAGAAAAUACCGCUGUUUUUUGGAACUGCUCUAUUUUCAUUCGAAGCCAUUGGAUUGGUUCUUCCGAUGUACAACGAAAUGAAGAAUCCGAGGCACUUCAACUCUUGGUAUGGCGUCAUGAACGUUGGUAUGAUAUAUGUCAUAGCUAUGAAUGUACUAGUGGGAGCUAGUUCUUACAUAACAUGGGGCGAAGAUAUCAAAGCAAGCGUGACACUCAAUCUACCUGCUGAAACUGAAAUUCUAGCACAGAGUGUUGUAAUACUAAUAGCGAUAUCUGUUGCAUUCACCUACCUUCUCCAGAUGUACGUUGCAUUUAUGAUCAUGUUUCCAUGGAUAUAUAGGAGAUUUGGACCAUUCCGAUUCCAAUAUUGGGUGGAGGUUUUAUUCAAGACUUUUCUUUCAGGGAUAGCUUAUAUUCUCGCGGAAACUAUACCUUAUUUGGGAGAAUUCAUCUCGCUAGUGGGCGCCAUUGGUGGUACUUCGCUAGCACUGAUAUUUCCACCGCUAUUGGAACUUGUAACAUUUCACGAGACAAUAGGAUGUUUUCAUAUUUUUAAGAAUAUUGUUAUAUUAGCAAUAGGAUUCACUGGUGUGGUUACUGGAACAUACACUUCAUGCAGGGAAAUAAUAUUAAAAUUCAUGGAGAGUAUAGAGUGAAUACAAAAACUGCAUAAACUUAUUAUUAUUUCAUAACGUAAGAUUUGAGGAACGUAGUCGAUUAUUCUUAGUGAAAUCUCUGUUUUUGAAAUAUAUAUUGCAUGAGUAAUAAAUUAAGCCUCAAGG